GCGGCGCCACGGUUCGUCGCGACGCUCAGUCUACCGGCGUCGUCCGUGCAAACGCGUUGAACUGCCGGAUUGUCAGCUCGAUUCGCGCGGAAUUCCAACCCCCCUUUUCGAUCGCGCGCGGUGCCGGCUCGAAAUUCGCGUCGCGUGCCGCCGAAUCGUGGCACCUGGUGUUCCAGCUUUAAACUUGAAUCAUUUCCGACUGAGUUCGAUUUGAUAUCGAUGCCGACGUUUUAUCGUGUUCCAAAGUUCUUAUUAAUAGCAGUAAAUACUACUUGACACCCUUCUAAAUGAUUGAACUGUGUUUUGAAAGAUGUUGCGGUUAAAGAUUGUUAUUUGAAGUAUAUAAAAUAUGUUUAUAUGAUAAAUUAACUUUUGUGUUGUGGAUAAUAUCGGGAGGUUUGACAGGACGGUUCAGUGAUUUGUUUAUUAUAUGAAAUGAAUGGAUGUUUGAUUUGAGUAUAAGGUAAAUAUUGAGUGGGGAGGAUUGUCGAAAGUUCAAGUGAAAGUGGGAGGAUUUUAAUAGAAGUGAUUGUGAAGGUUGAGUAGUGUUGACCUCGUUUUUGGAUUGUUGUUUGAGUUGUGUUUAUAGAGAAUUUGGAGUAACUCGGAAUUUUCCUGGCCGUUUUAUGUGGGGUUGAAGUUUUUUAAGUGGAGUUUUAGUGGUUCAGGGGUUGACGGUGUUUUCGAUUGGUGGUGAUUUCGAUGCUGGUGCCUGGUGUCUCGUUGAAGGAGCAGCGAUAAGAAGGGAAUUCUCGAGGAUGGGAUCGAAGGAUGAUUCUGUAAUUGUUGCGGAAGUUAGGAGAUGAAAUUCCGGGAUAGAUGGAGGAGCAAGCCCUCCUGAGGGGCAAGUUUCUUUUAUAAACAAACAAACAGAAGACAAGCAGUUCCAAACGAAACACCCAAAAACCGGUACUAGUCCCAGUGCGGUAAUCCCCAGCGGUGUCAGCCGCUAUCGCGCGAGUGUCAAAACUUCCGGCGCGAUGCGUCUCGUCGCGCAAUACCGCUCAAUCUUCCGCGGCAGCUUCCGGAACUUCAAGACCGUAUUCCGGGAACGAGGGACUACGGCUGCCUGAACGGUGGGCAUUUCGCGUAACAUGCAGCGAGGCCGCGGGUUCUGGAAUGGAAGCCAGUGAGCCAUCGGGCGAGGACGUGGACUACCCGACUCUGUCCAGGAUCAGCUCGACAUCUGUUAUCGAUCGUCUCGUGGAAACGGUGAACACGACCGUCGAGGAAACCAUCUCCAGGGACGCUUAUCAACAGCAGAACGUGGUGUGGACGGUAGCUAAAGGAAUGGUGAUGAUCAGCAUCAUAGUGACCGCGUUGAUCGGGAAUGCGCUGGUGAUAGCCAGCGUCAGGCGCCAUAGGAAGCUACGGGUGCCCACCAAUCGCUACGUUGUCAGCCUGGCGGCCGCUGACUUUCUCGUCGCCGUCUGCGCGAUGACUUUCAACGCGUCCGUCGAGCUGACCGGUCGCUGGGUGUUCGGCAGAGUAAUGUGCGACGUCUGGAGCUCUUUGGACGUAUACUUCUCCACAGCCUCCAUACUACAUUUGUGCUGCAUCAGCGUGGACAGGUACUACGCUAUUGUCAGGCCGCUGGAGUACGCCGCCAUCAUGAGGAGGAUCACCGUGACCUGCAUGCUGGGCAGCGCCUGGCUGUUGCCCGCGCUGAUCAGCUUCAUACCUAUAUUCUUAGGGUGGUACACCACCAAUGAACACCUGCAGUUUCUCAAAGACAACCCAGAGGUGUGCGUGUUCGUGGUGAAUCGAGUGUACGCGGUGGUGAGUUCGUCGGUCUCCUUCUGGAUCCCGGGGCUCGUGAUGAUCGUGAUGUACUGCAAGAUCUACAAGGAGGCCGUGCGUCAAAGGGAGGCGCUCAGCCGCGCUUCGAGCAAUACCGUCCUAAAUAGUGUUCACUUGCACCGCGCGUCCACCUCCAGACAUCAUUCCAGGGCGUCUCAUCAAUUAUUGCUGCAUCCGAGCGAUGCCAGCGACUUCGGGAGGCCUAUGUCCUACAGAACCGCCGCGGAGUUGAACGUCGAGAACGGUACUUCCAUACGACAACAAACGAAAAGUUGGAGGGCCGAACACAAAGCAGCGAGGACGCUUGGAAUAAUAAUGGGCGCGUUCCUUCUUUGUUGGCUGCCAUUCUUCCUUUGGUAUCUAACGACGUCCCUGUGCGGCGAAGCCUGCUACUGUCCAGACACGGUGGUGUCCGUCCUCUUCUGGAUAGGUUACUUCAACAGCGCCCUGAACCCCCUGAUCUACGCGUACUUCAACCGAGACUUCCGCGAGGCGUUCAAGGACACGCUGAAGAGCGCGCUACCGUGUUGCGCGAGCUGCUGGAAAACGCCCUCGCAGUUCGUCUAGCGAGAGAAACCCCCGUGAACAGUCGCACCGAACACGCCAUUGCUCGAGAUCCAUGAGAGGAUUUGGUAUCGACUUGUCGACCGAACGGUCGCCCAACUAUCUGCGGCCGAGGAACGGCUCUACCUUGCUUUUCCUUUCACCUGUUCGCUGACAUUGUCUUCGACCACUCGCGAUCACUGCUACGAGCCUCUUGAAAGUCUGCUGUUUUGAGAAAUGAUUUUUACAUAACGCGCUGCUUCCAUUGUGCAAGGAUUUCGAACAUCUUUCGAUGGGUUUUGAUGAGAAUGGUCUUGAUGGUUAUUGUGAUUGAGAGAGUUUUUGAGAUUGACUGCUAUACCGAUCACAUAGUAUAUACUCUGAUUGGUUGUUAGUGAGAAAAGAAAAAUAUUAAUAAACGUCGGCUAAAAGAAAGAAAUGUAAUUUGAAGUAAUUGUGAAUCCUUUAUGUCCUAAACCAACUCCUUUUUAUCUUUUACUGCCAUUUGUAUUUUAGAUGCUACUAGAUUCUAUGAAUGACACAGAUGAUAGACGUAAGUGUUUCUUGCAGUCAUUAAGGCAUUGCGCGUAAUGGUUAAUUUCAAUUGAAUGAAGUUAAAUGUUGAAAAAUCAUGUUGUAUUUGGUUCAUAGUAGUGUCUUAUUGGCAAUAGCAAUUUAAAGUUCCUACAGGACAUAGAGCCUUAAUUUUAUUUAUUAAAUCGCUGUAGCCAACAAUAUAUGAAAGCCCAUGUAAGCCCAUGGUUGAUCACGUCACUCCCAGCGCAUGCACAUUGAAAUUGCACUCUCAAUCUGUGACACCACAGUGAUAAAACGUGAACAGAAGCUACAGUCCUUUAUUUAUAAAUGACACUCGCAUUAAACUAUCAAUUGUAAUCAUUAAAUCCCGAAUUACUACCAUUCUCAUCAAACUCCAUCGCCGCCAACAAAAUCAUCCAAAAAAAUAAACGAUGGAAACAAAGAAAGUAAAACGGACCAGUGAUCAUGAGCAGCGAAAAGAUUCCCUCGCGGCGAUAGUUACUUAACAUCGUUCCCGAUAGCGAGCUACGGAAUCUUUUGUAGCGGCAAACCGAGAUUACCUUAGAAAAUGACCGCCCGAGCUUAGAUUUCGAAUGGUUCGAACGAAGAAGCAAGCCGGAAAGUUUGCGAGCGAGUCACUUGAACGGAGAGAAAAUUUUGUUGCGCAGAGAGUACCGCCUAGAGAAACGACUGGAAAAGAAAAUGGAGGGCGCGAACCGUGCCGAGGAAUUAUACUCGCGCGUUUCUGUGUGCGUGUAUCAACUUAAUUCCCGUUCACAGCGACGCGAAAUGUGUUUUAGUCGAGGAUCAAGCAGCUCAUCGGUAUCAAAGGGCGGAACAGGCCUCCAAUUACGCGGUUGCUCGUUCGGCGAAAAUUCUUUUUCACCGCCGUAUGAAUACACCUGAAAUUCUGCCCCCUUUUCCUGCGUUCGUUCCCUUUCUCCCCUGAUUUUUAUUUUUCGUCGGGCAGCCUCUCGUGCAAAAAUUAGCUGCACACACUCAAUUAAGGGAGUUAGCGGAACGCCACGCGAUCCGCACCUUCGCGUCUGUGAAAUUAAUAAUCGGCUCGUUGGUUUCCUUAAUUGGCUCCUCGUGACGGGGAAAUUUGAUUUGCCGCUUAAUUAAGCGGCCAACCGGUGAUAUAAAAAUUUUAAUCAGGGCCCUGUUUUUACGGCCGCGCAAAUAGAAUUCGGUUUGUUCCACAGGUUGCUCGGAAAAACGGAAUACCGGGUCGAAUUAGGAUUUGCCUUCUAUUUCUGUAGUUUGAAAAAUGUUAUUUAAUGAUAUAACGAAAGUUCCGAGAAAUUUAUAGUGAAGCCUAUAUGAAAGGCUUGAAUUCGGAACUUUCUGCAUCUACAGUCUUGAUUAAUAAUUUAGAUCCGUGCUAGGCAACAUAAGUUCCGGACUUAUGAAUUAUGUUCGUUAGUUCGCUCACUCUUCGGUUAUUAGUUCUAUACUCCAACUCAGUUACGCUGUUUGUUGGCUUAAUAUCGUGCUACUCUCGAGAGUUACUCUUAUGUGGAUACGUUGCAUUAGUUUCUCUGAUUUCGAAGAGUUGGUCGUCUGUUAUCGUUCAACUUAUGAAGCUUCGUGCUUGGUACUGAUAGCGAGGUAUCUGUGGUUUACUAUUAGUCAUGGAAGUCUGCGUGCACUAUGUACAUCUUAGGUAUCGUGAAAACCAAGUAAUUUCGAAAUUUUAAUUGGUAAAUCAAGGAUUAAAUAAUGUAGCUUGUUAGAUUAAUUGAUAAGAAAAUAUAAAUUAUAAUGUGAGUUCUAUUACUGUGAUUAUAAAAGCGUUAUUGGAAUAUAUUUCAUCAUAUGUUCUAUGAUUAUAUUUUUGAUGAUAAAUAGCUAAGGUAAUUUUCUGUAAAACGAGGCACGUAGACAUUCCUGAUUGACAAUUUAUUAACAACAAGGAAUGUUGAAUUUUCAAAAUUGAUUUAUAAUACAUUAUUUUCAGUUAUAAAGAACAGUUUCGAGUGUCAUAACAUUUCAUUAACAUCCAACUACUUUCUCAUUUAAAAAAUUUAAAGAAGAUGCUUUCCCUAAUAUUUUCAAAAUUUUUAAAAGUCCUGCACCUGAAAGUGCCGCAAAAAUAAGAAAAUCUGAAAAAAGCACUUCCAUAUUCCCACCGUUGGGUGCCGGAAAUUGAUCCGAGCUGUGUCUGCCAUAUCGCGGCGAUGCCGCGCGAAAUUCGGUGUCGAUCAAGCGCACACAUCGCACAGAACGAACGCGUCAGCUUCGUGUUCAACGAGGGACGCACGGUUCGCGCCGUCCGCGCGCGAUAAAAUCGAUUAUGCUCGAUCGGCCGUUUCGCUCGGAUGAUUUAUUAGACACGCGUUAAUUAGCCCGUAGUGUAACAUAGGCCUUGGCCGGCGAGUUUCGCGGACCGUUCGGUGUGAACGACGAGUGCAAACGGUAUUUGAGACUGAUUUUAUGCAUUUCUGGACUCGAAUUAAGCCCUUCCUAGGAACUUCCUGCCCGUGGAUCGCAAUCAGUCCCCUCGUUACGGUCGAUCUCUUUGAGCGACCGGUUACCGGUCGGGCAACUCGCUGGAAUUACUGUUGUACAUAAGUCGAGUCUUUGGCAUUUCAAAGUUUAACACUGAAGGCUGCGUUUUUGAAACUUUGGGGUUUAAGCUUGAAGGCUGAGUCUUUGAAACUGUAAGGUUUAACCUUAGUGCUGAGUCUUCGAUACUUCAAGGUUUCGCCUUGUUAUUGAGACUUCGAAGCUUCAAGGUUUAAGCUUAAAUGCUGAGACUUCGAAGCUUCAAAGUUUAAGUUUAGUGCUGAGUCUUCGAAGCUUCAACAAUUAAGCUUAAAGACUGAGUUUUCAAGACUUCAAGGUUUAACCUUAAUGCUGAGUCUUUGAAACUUCAAAGUUUAACCCCAAAGGCUGAGUUGUCAAAGCUUUAGGGUUCAACCUUAAAGACUGAAUCUUGGAAGCUUUACAGUUUAACCUUAAAUCUUGGAAAGCUCGAUCUGAGCCUUAAGAACCUUCAACGCUCAAACCUGCAUGCUCGAACCGUAUCAACUGUUGCUAUGUUAACAUUAUACUGCCAUUGCUAUGUUAACGGGUAGUGUUAAUACAGCAAUGAACGGCUUGAAUCUUCGAAGUAAAGAUUGGAGCAUUUAAGACUUCAGCUUUUACAGCUCAGUGUUCGAGUUCUAAGAGCUCUACCUCUUAAAGCUUGAGUUGCGGAUACAGCUUUAGCUAAAGACUCAUUUUUACAACACCAGCUGGAAUCCCGAAUCGUUUCCGAAUUGAACGCGUCACGGAAAACCCAUGCUUCGACUUUGAUUGACGAACGGACGCCGUUUUAGAGUUGGAACGUGAGCUUUUGUUGCAUGCCAUGAAUGUGCGGUUAUGUCGCUCUUACUGGGAACCGUACGAUCCUUUCCGGUACGUGCUCGGUUUUCCUGAAUUCUGUCGGGCAUAUUUUUUUCCUAUUUAAUUGUUCCCUGGGAAAAGCUUUUGAGCUUGUUAUUUGGAAAACCAUGAUUUAAUUGGUACAAUGAAAAUGGUAUUCUUUUUCAUGAUCACAUACAUAAAAAUGGAAUAAAAGUUUUGUAAUAAAUUUCCAGGGAUUCAUGUAGCAAUUAAGUUUUAAAACUUUGAAAUAUUGAAAUUCCAAUGGAUUAGCAUUUGCUAAGUUAAUUAAAGAGUCCUUUGAAUGGAAAAAUAUUUGAAAUAUAGAAUCUGUUUACGAAUUAAAUUAAAAUUUAAUUAUUUUACAUUUAUCUCAUGCGAUGGGAUUGCUGUAAAGUGUACAAAUUCGCUGAUGAUACUUUAUUCCAAAAGUUUGCUUGACAAUGUGAAAUAUUUGCUCGAAUCGUUUCACAGAAAUGGAAGGACUGUUGAAAUUUCGUUUAAACGGCGAGCAACAGAAUGCAGACACGUUCACGAUCGAGUAUUUGGACGACUCGUGGCGAACAGGAAGCAAAUUUCGUCGUCGUCGUUCGAUGACGGGCGACGAAAACGAUUCAAGGGAUUCCGCGCACGACCGGGAAACUCGUAAACGAAAUUCGUUGGUCGAAUGAAUUAACAAUUAUAUAUCGAGGCUCGGUGUGACGACCGACGACACGGCGGCUGUCGGCAACCGGAAACGGGGGGAGAAAACGAUAAACUACAUACACACAUCUAUGUCUUUCGUGGGCACGCGCGAAAUUGCAAAUUUCGACAGGGAAUCACGUGCCGGAAACGCGUACCACCUCCGUGAACGACGAACUUCGCGGAAGAGGAAGUUCGAGCGAGACUUUGGCUGCUGUUUGCGCGCCAGUCAUGUUUCUGGUUUCAAUUACAGGCCCGUCUUCGGGCAAUUACGCGCACGUUGCAACUACAUUGCAUCCACAUACGACCGUGACGUAUAUGUUUUUACCGAAAUGCUUGUAUAAACGUGUUCAAUUGCUGUUUCGAUGUUUUGGUAUAUUUUAUUCAGCUGAACCUCGAAAAUACGAUUCUACGUUUCUGUUAACUAGACUGCGGAUCUUUAUACAUUUAUAUUAUAAAUAAAAUGUUGAAAAUGUAUAAAAAUACAAUUUUCGUUAGACCUAAGGAAGUUUCUUGCUUGUGUUCGAUGUUACGAGGUAUUUGAUAAGAAAAAUGAAUGUUUUGUGUAAUUAUUAUUUCGUGAAUUUUUAUGCACGUUCGCAGUCUAUUGUUAUAAAUGUUGAUUUGUUAAUUCUUGAAUUUCGUGUCUCAGCGCUCUUCGAGAAAUAAUUUAUUUGGUGUAUGUUUUAUUUCUGAAUGAGGGGAACAUUAUCGAAAUCGCUAGGACAGUUACGAUCAAUCCGUAAAGACCGAUUGAUCGGUUGUGAUUGUAAAUCAAAUUGUUCAAGGCAAGCAAUAUUUUUUUGUAAAACGACGGAAGCUUUUGUAACAAGGAAAACGAUCAGUAAUGAGAUCCGCGGUGAUUUGUAAGAUGGCGACGUCACGUGACUGGCGGCAAAUCAGCGUACGGGGUUUCCGAACACGCGUUGACUUUGUAAAUACGUUGUCAACCAUAAUCAUAGGUUGAAGGCAACCAGUGCUAAUUAGGUGUAAUUAGAAGACAACAAAGCUGUAUUAUCUGUAACGCAAUACUUAUUAACAAUGAGAUUGUUAACGAGAGAAGCGUGCCGGGCUGCGGGCUAGAAAUAACUGUGCGUAAAGAUGUAAUUAUCACCACACCUGUUUUCGGUCCACAGAGUUGCUUCGCGUAAAAAUUACUAACGAACGCUCUAAUUACAGAUCCUGCGUUGAAAAACACCCCAACAGCUUUGUCACGAAUUCCCCUGCAAUAUUCGCACACAUUUAUUCCCUUCGAUCCGAAACGCAAUCAAUUCUCAACAAAUUUCCUAAAAGUAUUCGAUUCAAUUUUCAAUCAGAAUCAAAUGAUACAAAAUAUUCUAUUAUAUUCUGACUACCAGGCACAAAAGAAACUUUUCAUUUUCAACACCUUCACCGCAAGACUAAGUUAAAAUUAAAGAAACACGCAAGAAUUUCAAAGUUUACUAUAUCCAUUUUGUAUUUCCUCCCAUCCUCCACUAAGAGUCCAUCUUUUUACUCACGUUUCCACCCAAAAACUGCGUACUACGUUGAAAUCCGGUAAUGAAACAUAAACUAAAGUGUCGACUAACGAAAGAACCAUCUAUACCAGGUUCAGCGCGAGAAAUCCCGGUCCCUUAGCGCCAGGGACAGAGUUUGGCCGCCAUUUUGUCGCUGAUCGCCAGCCCGGGCAACGCUUCUCUCCGCCGUUAGAGACUCGACUUUUUCUAGAGGACUUGCGAACGCUUUUACUUUCAUUCGUACGGCCUAUUGUACGCGUCUAGACUGUAUAAAUGUACCAUAGCAAUAAUUAAUCGAGGACUGUACAUACAUUGACGACGAACAAGACGGUGGUGAGUCCGAUGCUGCGUGUGCGUGUGUGCGUCGCAAAAUGUGUGCGCGUGUGGUGUCGUGUGCCCGUCGUUUUUGUAAACCGGUGUUACCGUGUAGCGUGCGUGUUCCGUGUUGCUUACAGGUGUAUUCACACAAUUCCCGAGCGACGUUAAUUAUUGUCGUAGCUGGCCCAAAGCGUGUCGAUAGUCUCCACGCGACAAUUCCACGGAUAGCAGCCAUCUUCUUCUUCUUCAUUUUUCUCGGGAGCGAGUCGUUUUCAUUUUUUUCGUUUGGAAGUCAGCGACCGACGUGGCCCGUCGAAUGCAAGCCAAUGCAACCCGAGGACCUUCAUUAAAAUUAUUCGAGCGUCGAUGCUCACGCUGCUCCUUUCACGGACUUCCGUCUUCCUGGCGGGCCUCCAUAUUGCUACUCUGUUCACAUUUUAUAAGGCUUUCUGUAAAUGUGUAGACCGUUUUGAAGUUUUCUAAUUGUCAAUCGAGUAAUUCUGUUUGGUAAAAUUAAUCAAAAGUAAAGAAUAACACUUUUUUAUUGAGGUUUCCUCUGUUGAGACAAUUUAGAUUGAAAAUUGUGAAAAUGACUGGAAUUAAAGAAAUACACGACAGAAAAUUGGAGAAAUCGAUUGUUUGGGAAGAAAUUAUUUUCGAAUUCCAAUUUCAAUCUUAGAAACAAAAGUUUGAAAUUGGAAAUUAUAUAGAAUGAACAGAGAUGGUAUAAUUGGCGAGAAGUUAUUCCUUAUGAAAAUAUGCUAAAGAAACGUGGAACGACAGUUGUAUAUUUGUGAAGUUUUUUUUAGAAAAUUAGAGAUGAACGUGUUCCAUUUCUUGGAAAAUGAGAUUUCAAAUGAGAAAAAUUUAUUCUACAUUUUUUAUUUGUCCGUUCUUAUAGAAUAACUCCUUAUCGAUUACACCAUCCGUAUUCUGUCGAGUCAGCCAAGUGCAUGUGUGCAUCAUAAAUUUUCUAUCUCAUACUUGAAGAUGGUUAUUGAAGGAUUUAUUGACACCCGUUUUGCUGAUGAAAGUGAUGAAAAUGAGGAUAGUUCAUCUUUAGCGAGCAAAGAAGGCGCAGUGAAAUAUGGCUCAUCUCGUGAGAAGGUUUAUUGUUGCGAGUACGUUGAAUGAUUAUAUAUGUAUACCCGGCGCUCGAAUGCUAUGAAUCCACAUGAAAGCAGACCUCCUGCCAAUUUUUCAUUCAAUAGUUAUGAGAGUAGCCUAGAGUUCACUGGUCCACGUGCACUUGGAAAGUUUAUUAUUGUGAGCCAUUUGCAAGUGGACACGUCGAAUAUUAUUCUCUAACAAUGGCAAAGAUUGUUAUAGAAGAAUGUACACUUGAAUUCAUUGAUCUCUGCGCAAAGAAAACAGAAUCUAAAAUUAUCUGCACCGAAUUCUACUUGAUUAUUCUUUACAUUUUGAAUGAAAAAGAACUUUAAAUUAUUAGAAUAUAUUUAAAUACUUAAAUAUGUAUAAUUUACCUUUAUUGAUUCGGGAUACAGAAAAUACAAUUUUAUUAUUGUUUAACUAAUAUUUCAAUAUUAUUGUAAAAAACAGUAUUAUGAUAAACCAAAUAUAAUAGAAGGUUCAAUGUUCUUUUCACAAUUGAUAUACAUUUGUAUUUAUCAGGUUCAUUGUUAAAUUAUAAAUAUAAUAUAAAACCGAUGCUAGAAAUCCACAAAUCGGAUGGUUUCUGAAAUUAAUUUUAAAUCCUCUUUCUUUAAAGCCAUUCUUUGAACACGGAUAUGGGAGCAGCGAAAAAAGAAAUAUUGCGGGCUUCGUUUCGAUGGGACACGCUGUCACUGAUCCAGCAGAACGUCAUCGGUCGCCUCAAUUCGCUCGGAUUUCCGAUUAAUCCUAUCGGUUACAUACGUAAUGCCCGCGAUAAUAACGAUCCGCGUGUCUCCGACGAUCGGUGGAUUCGACACGGAUAUCGGGAAGAGCGUGAUUUUCAAAGGGGAAUUAUAUUUGAAGCAAUUAAGCAGUGUCGAUGAGAAUCGGUCCCAACUGACAACCUCCAAUACAGAUUGCACUCAAAUCUUUCCGAUGAAAUGGACCGGGUAAACGCGAAUAUAAUCUCUUUCCGGUUCCAACGAUUGAUCUACUUCCCUUGCCAUAGCCAGUAAUAUAUAAUAAAGGUAAACCAGAACAAUUAAAUAUUUAUAGAACUCCUGAAUUAUUUUUCUUAUUUGGUAUUAUGUAAAAUAAUUUUAUUAUAAUUAGUUGGCCGAGCAAACAAUAAUUUUGCUAAGAAAGAAAAUUUUUUCUUAGUAUUCUAAAAUUGAGUUUUGUGUAAAGAAUAUUGUAUUUGUUAGAUAUCGUUUGAAGUUGAUAAAUCACUGAGCUGAAAAUUAAAAGCAUUAAAUAAUGUCUAAUUUUAAGGUAUGUUUCUGUUUUACUUAUAAAAGAAAACGCGUUGUAUUAAAUAUUUUCAUCAGGUAUAUACAAUGUGUGAGGUUCCAGAAAAUCUCGAUAACGUGUCGGAUAAUUAAAGUGUCAAAAACAUUCGGGGAGUUUGUAACUUUAUUUCUCGAAUAUUUGGUAAUUACAUUUUAUUGUUGAACAAGACUCCCAUCGGCACAAUUAAUUCGCUUAAUAAUGAAAGCUGGUUAAUGUGGUUCUGUUAAAUUAUAAAGCGUUGAUAAUCACUUUUUUUCGCGUGCACGGCGAGUAAUAAUGUGCAUGCAUGGGAAAACGCAAACAAAACGAAAUUUAUGGAAUUUAAUAUUUUUCCACGCUAUAUACAAAACCGUAUAUUUUUUUCAAUUUACUUUUCUUCCUUUUAACGUGUGAAAUAUAUGAACAACGUAUAAAUAAAAAUCGGAAAUUUCGAGCAAAUUCGAACGAUGCGAGUGAUUUUAGUGAUGGGACCAGAUAAAUCAUGAAUAAUCCUCUAUGAGUACUUUAUGCACCGAAAUUAGUAUGUACUCAUGAAUAUUUUCAAACUUCUCCACAAUAAUUUGUAUCUUUCAAUUAGAAAACGUAAUUAAUUAUAAAAAUUCAUUCGCGGAUCAUCAUACACUUCUAACGUAUGAAAAUUUGUGAAACACAAGGUAAAUAUUUCCAUCAGACAAAAUUGAGAAAGUUGAAAAAAUCCACAUUAAUGAUAGAGAAUAUUGUUUACAUGGAAAUGAAUUGUUCGUCUUAAUCUAUCGUUCGUCUGAAUUGUUUAUUAUAAUUUGGUCCCAUCGCUGACUGGAGCGAAUUAACAGUUUACCGUACGAACCGCGACAGCGUUUUAUUUUUGUAACGCAUGUGUUCCUUUCGUCGCGUCGACGGCGAAAUUUAUUUUUCUAUGUGAACACGGUUUACUUCGUCGACGCGUCCAGGUAUUUUCUAUCGGGCUUCCGUUCUAGCGUCACGGUUUAGAUUGUCGUAAUUAGAGAACUCCUCUGACUCUGUGCAAUUAUACCAAAGAGUACGUGUUACAAUCGCAAAAACAUGUAGCUUCAAUGUGAACCAUUGACGGAAUUAUGCGCGUCAUCGCUGAGCAGAAACUGGAAUGUAAUAAAUCUCCGCAUGGAUGGUGCGCUGCGGGACAUUGUUUUAUGCCGCGGACUCUGCAGUGCAUAAUCACUUUGCUGUCUACGAGCGUUAACACUUGGUCUGUUCCACGUUGAAUUUGAAAUUUGAACAGACAAAUUUCGAAAACGUCAUCUGCUACUUCAAAAGAUUGCAACUUUUGCUCCUUCAUUUUGGUACAUUACGUUUAUUGCGAAUUGUAAAGCAAAACGUUACACUGCACUCGCGAUGCAUUACUGUUUGGCCUGUUUCAAUAUGAAAGAAAUUUUGGAAAUAUCGAUCAUGUUUUUGGGGAAUAAAGCCUUGAGAUUGUUUGUUCGCAUUUGUUCCUAACAGGUGAAUAAGAUGCAAUAAAUGUAAUGGUACUUUCUUGAUUUCCCGUGGAACCGAUAUGGAAUGUAAGUGAAUCCAAAAUGCAAUUUCAAAUUAUAUUAUUGUAACAGGGGAAAUCGAAUUUAGGCGGGCUACUAGAUUCAAUCGUCCUGUAUCUUGAAAAAGAAAGAUUAUUGCUAAUUCAUUGUAUAUCGUAAAUUCAGAUUAAAUCUAAUUGCUCGUCUAAUUAGGUUAUCCCUUUAUACAUCUAAUCUCAGAACUAAGUGCUAAUUUCAAAAGUUUCUAAAUUUCUUUGUAAGAACUGUAAAACAAUUGUACGUUGAAACUAUUUCUCCAAAUCUUCAUACGAGUGACAAGAAUAUAUCACAAAAAUGUACGUUGACUCUAAUUUCAGAUUCAAACAUCUUUCUUUAUACAGCAAUAAAAGAAACGGCUUGGAACGUUGAAAGCAAAUGUUUCUUCGCCACGUAAAAGCUGGAAUACAAAAUACAACCCUCUAUGAAGAACCUCGCAGAGUAAAAAUUUGGUCACGUGAAUUUUCGUCCGAAAGAAGUGCACGCAACAAAGUUCGUUUGCUUUUUAGCUGAUAUAACUUGUUUCCCAACGACGAAAUGAAGAAUUUAAAAUUCACCUCGCACGUCGGAUUGAAACGAUGAGCAGUAUAAUUUUCAUUUCAGUUUCUUUCCCUCUUAUUCCACGACGUACAAUAUUUUUACAGUUCAUACAUAAUGAAUGCAAUCCAAAACGGCGCUUUGUUGAAUUUUCUACGCGAUCGACCCGACGCGGGACAAUGCGUCAACCCGGACCAGCGGUUAUUCCGAAUUAUCAUUUGAAGCGUUUUAAAUGCGGCUCGAGAAGGUGAUACAAAGUUACCGUCAGUAUGCACUGGAAGGUGAAUCCGUACUUUGUACUUAUCGCUCCUCGUCGGACGAGUAACGUUCACGGAACUUGAAUUUUGCGUAACGCUCCCCCGUGAGCGCGAAUGAACGCGCGCGCGCGAUGAAAGCUCCGUUGUGAACGGAGUCGGAACUUUCAUGAAUAGCGAAAAAACUAUUAUUCGAAGAAAGUAUU
Nomia melanderi (Alkali bee) is the source of this 13673-nucleotide messenger RNA. Its product is annotated as octopamine receptor beta-1R. NCBI's taxonomy places the organism in Eukaryota, Metazoa, Arthropoda, Insecta, Hymenoptera, Halictidae. Gene Ontology annotation, molecular function: octopamine receptor activity. Gene Ontology annotation, cellular component: plasma membrane. The record is from RefSeq and is a predicted model, not a curated record. Gene Ontology annotation, biological process: positive regulation of MAPK cascade; adenylate cyclase-activating adrenergic receptor signaling pathway.